This is a messenger RNA of Paramecium tetraurelia, 933 nucleotides long. RefSeq lists its product as uncharacterized. The record is from RefSeq and is a predicted model, not a curated record. NCBI's taxonomy places the organism in Eukaryota, Ciliophora, Oligohymenophorea, Peniculida, Parameciidae. The transcript has a single exon.
AUGUUAUAAGUUGAAAGAAUAUUAAGGCCAAGAAAAUCAAUUUCAAAAAGCUUAAUCUUGUAAUAACAAGAGCCUUUGGAAUAAGAUAACACUGGGAAAGCCAAAGAGCACUUUAAUCACAUAAGAUAAAAGCUCAAAGUAAUCCAUCAAGCAGGGUCACCUAGUCCAUCUCCUAAGGAAGAGAAUAAGAAAUAGUAACCCAGCAGAAGAGACAAGAAAGGUAAGAAAUUGAAAUAAUAAAAACCUCUUUAUUAAUUGGAUGUUUCAGAUAUUAAUUCUUCAAUUACAGAUGAAUCUUUUGAUGAUGAUGCCAAAAACUAGUUCUUGAUUGCGAAAGAAAAUUUAAAAAAAUUAAGUAAACAAUCCAAUCAAAAUAAAAAUGCAUCAUCCUUCAUUAAUUCUCCUCUAUAACAAUAAUAAGGGAAGAAUGAUUCCUUGCCAAUUGAAUCUCAGUAAGGAAUAGAAAAUCAAUUUGAUUAAGAAAAAAUCAAUAUUAAUUUUGUGAAAUCUUUAGAACACAAUAUUGAUUCCAAAAAUAUUCAAGAGAGUUAUGAAGAUGGAUAUUUAAAUAUUCAUAUUUUAAGUGAUGACUUGUAAACCUUUUUGAGAUAUGAACAUGAAGUUCAGGAGAUGAUCCACAGAUCUCAGUAAUUUGUCAAUAAUAAACAAAUGCAUCAAGGAUUAUAAGAUGAAAUAGAGAAUUAUGAAUUCUGUUUGAAUAGAUAGAAAUUAGAAAGAGAAUAGAAGCAAAAAGAAUUUGUUCAGAAAAUAAUACUACAAGAAUAACAGAAGUAAAACGUAUUACAAAGAGCCAAAACCAAAAAAAUUGAUGAUAUAGCUAAUAAAUUUAUAGACCAUCGCCACAUUGAUUCCAAAAAUGAUCCAUUAAAUUAAGCUCAUCUAAGCAGAAGAAAAAAAGAAGAGCAGUAAUGA